ACUUUAUCACAAGAGGAAGUUAAUUUGUUAAACUUUAUUUUCUGAAAAUUGCGAGUGAACAUUCUAUUAAACUAACAAUUUGAAGAAAUAUAUAAGAAGUGUUUUAAGUUAUAUGUUUAACGGAUAACUUUAAUGUAUAUUAUGCUCAUAAAGCAGGACAAUAAAGCAGGACAACAAAUAGAUUUGGAGAUAAAGGUUAUAAAAUCGAAACAAGAAUCAAGUUAUAACAUGAAUUAUUCUCAUGUGUAAAGUUCGUCAGUAUGGCGGUUUCUGGAAGAAAAGCAGUGGCACCAAUCACAGGUUGGUUUGAUAGUGAUAAAAAUCAUUUUUGUGAUCCGUGUAAAACUGAUGGUCAAAAUGUAAAAGCACGAGGAUAUUGUGAAGAUUGCCAGGAAUAUUUAUGCAGCUCGUGUUUUUCUUCUCAUAAGAAAACAAAGGCCUCAAAACAUCAUAAAUUACAUGAACGAUCCGAUGCUACUAGUACAUCUAUAUUAGAUGAUAAAUGCCCAUUUCAUGACACCGAAAUUGUCAAGUUUUUCUGUCCUAGACAUGAAGAACUAGGAUGUCAUGAUUGUAUGGUUCUUAAGCAUAGAACAUGUGAUCUUGAUUAUAUCCCUGACACGUGUAAAGGUAUAGGUGACAGAAAAGAGUACAGUGACACGUUAAAAAUGCUAGAGUUAAAGCUACAAGCAGCAGAAAAUAUGGAAAGAGAAAUUUCUGACAAAACAACGGAAACAGAUGAUAGUUUAACUCAAGCGCUUAAAGAUAUUGAUGAAUUUGAGUACCGAAUCACCAAUCGUAUAAAAGAAAUGAAAACUGAAGCUGUUAAAAAUGCAAAACAAAUAAAUGAAUCAAACAAAAGGGCAUUAAAGACAGCGCAUGAAGAAUGCAGUAAAGUUUCCUCAGAAAUGAAACAACUUCAAGCCAGUCUAAGAGACAACAAAACAUCCGGGAAGGAAAGGGAAAUAUUCAUAGCUGUAAAGAAAGCUAAAUCUCUAGCCGAUGAUGAAAAGAACACUGAAGUUUUAACAGUACUAAGGAAACUUAAAACAACAUGCACCUUCAAACGGAACGAAGAGAUAGAAACUGCAUUAUUUAAGAACACUUUAUUUGGGACAUUGGAGACGACUCGUUCUGUAAGCUCCUUACAGCAUUUAAGGGACAUUAAAAUAAAAACUUUAUCAGAUGUAAAUAAAUGCUCCAUAGCAGGAUGCUCAUUUAUUCCACCAGAUAAAGUUUUACUUGCAGAUGAAAAUAACAACAAACUUAAACUGUUUGAUAUCAACAAUGACCGUUUGAUAAAAGAAAGACAGGAACCGGGAGGCCCAUGUGGCGUUGGUCUUAUGUCUCAAGAUGAAGUAGCUGUUGCGAUGAGAAAAAUGAAAGCAGUUCAAAUUUUCAAGACUUAUGAUGACCUAUCCCUAGUUCGUACUGUCCAACUUGAUAGAAAAUGUUAUAAUGUCACAUAUAACCAAGGAAAGCUGUAUGUUGUUUGUUGGGAUCCAGAAAGUGUGUUAGUAUUAGAUCUUAAUGGAACAGUGCAGACAGAAAUUCCACUGAAAACAUCUACCAUUGACUUGACUGUUCCAGUUGGUAUUGCUGUAAGUGCAGACUCUAAAUAUGUAUAUGUAAGUGACAGUUCUUUGUUAAAAGUAACAUUGUACGCCUCACAACCAAUGGAAAUGUAGCAAGUAUUUACAAAGACGAGAAUAUCCAAUCACCUUCUGGGAUAAUCAGUCUGGAGGAUGGAUCACUUCUUGUCUGUUGCCGUAACAGCAAUACAGUAUACAGAAUUUCUGAAGAUCUCAAGACAGGAUUUAAUGUACUAGAUAAUAUAGAAUCACCGAGGAGUAUAUGUAUAGAUAAUAAAGGUAAUAAAAUGUACAUUGGUUGUUUAGGUGACACAUUGAAAGUUUGUAAAGUGGUUUAUCAGGAAUAAGAAAGAAAUGAUUAUGGUGAUGAUGAUAACGUGAU
This is a messenger RNA of Ruditapes philippinarum (Manila clam), 1974 nucleotides long. RefSeq lists its product as uncharacterized. The record is from RefSeq and is a predicted model, not a curated record. The transcript has a single exon. Gene Ontology annotation, molecular function: zinc ion binding. The coding region runs from base 261 to 1688 and encodes 475 amino acids. Lineage: Eukaryota; Metazoa; Mollusca; Bivalvia; Venerida; Veneridae.